CUUCGGGCUGGUGGCGUGGUGAUAGCGCUGCAGAUUGCCCGUGUCCACAUGCAGCUGCCUCUUUUCUUUCACUGUACCGUGUGUGCGCCUGGUUUGCAUCAUGUCCGUGCUCAGACUGCUCCUAAAGCUGCUGGUUCUCCUCUCGGUGCUAGCAGUAUCCGUGCUUCUAAUACAGUACUGGCUGGCGACCAAGGAGCACGUUUUUAACAAGGAAGACAUUGCCAAAUUAGCCAAGCAGUACGCAGGUCAGGAUCAUGAGCAGGCCUUCUCCAAAGUGGUGGUGGAGCUAAGAAAAAGAUACCCAGGCCACAUCCUGCCUGACGAGGACUUACAGUGGGUGUUUGUGAACGCGGGUGGCUGGAUGGGGUCCAUGUGUCUGCUGCACGCCUCCCUCACAGAGUACCUGCUGCUGUUCGGCACAGCAGUGGACACAGGGGGACACUCGGGGCGUUACUGGGCAGAGAUCUCUGACACAGUGAUCUCUGGAACAUUCAGACAGUGGAAGGAGGGAACCACCAAGAGUGAAGUCUACUACCCAGGUGACUUUAUAGUGCACCCUGUGGGAGAGGCCACCUCUGUGCAGUGGAGCGCAGGCACGUGGAUGGUGGAGUAUGGCCGUGGCUUCAUCCCCUCCACACUGGGCUUCGCUCUGGCAGACACUCUGUUCAGCACACAGGACUUUGUCACCAUGUUCUACACUGUACGGGUCUAUGUGAAAGCGCUCAUGCUUGAGACGGCCACUAUGCUCACGGAGGCCGGAGUAUUCUGAGGUACAAAGAAACCAGCGCAUCGGGAAUGACUUUCUCCUAUUGGGAAAGCUAGUCCAUGUACAACGAUUUACAUACAACUGUAGACAAUCAAAAGUCAGUGCAAUAGAUUGAGUUUCCUGGUCUUAAAGGUGCACUAUGUAACUUUUUCGGUGUGGGGAUCCUCCAUCUGCUUGUCUCCAUGGAGGUUUUAGUGCUUUGAACGAAAUGUUCCACAGAGAGUAUGGCCUUAAAUUAAUUAAGUUUUAUGUAUUUUUAUUGUUCACAAAUACCUUGGGAAAUCAUGCAAAUAAUAGAUCUGAUCUGUAAUGUGGCCAGGAGGUGAUAAAUGAGUUUAAUGUCAUACUGUGGAACAUUCCAGGCGAAGUAACAUCUCCAUGGAGACGAGCAGAAGAGUUAUAUUUUGCACCCAUUUUUCUGAAAUGUUUUUUAUUAACACGCAUUCCCAUAAAAGCUGUCAAACUGCCUAAUUUAAAAUCUGUUUGAUAGUGAUAGAAACUUAAAUUAUUUUUAUAGCUGACACAACUUAAUUUGAUUGUGGAUUUUAAUUUUUCCCCCUUGAUUCUUUUUUGCAAGAAUGUUUAUUUGCCAUUGUAUCAACUUUCUCACUCCUACAGCAACUAGACUUCAUUUUCCUUGCAUCGUCAUAUGUAGUGUAUCUUGAACCAAAAACUACACGAACAAUACAAGUUACCAACUAUUUAUUAUUAAAACAAAAAGACAGGGAAGUUAGAAAGAAAUUGUAGUAUUCAGUGUCAAAUAUACUUAAUAUAAUUUGCACUAACCCCAAAGAGGGCUCUACCACCAGCCUAGUUGUCAACACUACAUAGUUUUUAAAUGUCUUAAUUUUUUUCAACAUUACUACUGAACCUGCCUCAUCUGUGAUUUUAUCUUGAUUUUGUAACAGUGAAACAUAUCAGAGGUCUUUGUAGAUCAUGAAAUGGGUAAUAAUGUCAUGCUAUGUUUGUACCAAAUAAUAUAUAUAUAUAUAAGCAGUUCUCUGGGUGUGACUGCUAAACAAGGACUGUAUUUUAAUGUUUUGUCAUCAGAUGUAAUAAAUGUUUUGAAAUAACUAUC
Molecule: messenger RNA, 1844 nt
Organism: Boleophthalmus pectinirostris (great blue-spotted mudskipper)
Lineage: Eukaryota; Metazoa; Chordata; Actinopteri; Gobiiformes; Gobiidae
Gene: sigmar1
Product: sigma non-opioid intracellular receptor 1
Exons: 5
Coding region: 101-769 (222 amino acids)
Cellular component (GO): endoplasmic reticulum
Source: RefSeq, a predicted model, not a curated record